Populus trichocarpa (black cottonwood) is the source of this 966-nucleotide messenger RNA. RefSeq lists its product as uncharacterized. The transcript is spliced from 3 exons. NCBI's taxonomy places the organism in Eukaryota, Viridiplantae, Streptophyta, Magnoliopsida, Malpighiales, Salicaceae. The coding region runs from base 201 to 737 and encodes 178 amino acids. The record is from RefSeq and is a predicted model, not a curated record.
GAAAUUUUGACAGGUGGAUCCGACGGGGACACAGGAUUAGUGUUGAGAAAGCACCCCACAUAGCCAACACUAUCUUAUAUUGUAAUUGUAAGUUGUAGAUAAGGAAAAUUUGAGACGGCUUGGCUUAGAAGUGGAUGGUCUCAUCAAAAUUGACUGUAUGUGUAUGUGCAUCAAGAUCAGAAGGGUAGCUAGUUAGCAUAAUGCUAAUUUAUGCCCCAAGUCCAGUGGUUUUUAAUACAACAAGCACAUCAUCCUAUAUUCUUGCCGGAGCUGUCAAAAGCAGUAGCAAUAUAAACAAGAGCACAGGCUAUAUCACCAGAGGCAGCAGCAGAUUCAGCAUGACCAUUACGAGCUUGUUUGCUGCUGGCGCAGUUUUAGCCUCAGCAGCUGCAGGAGCAAGUAUUGAGGCACCCCAACAACAACAACAACAACAAGCAGAGACAGAGACUCUAUCAAACAUACCACAAACACUGUCAGGUGGGGAGUGUGCAUCAGUAUCUCCUAAGGAUUGCAAGAAGGCUAGGAUCCAACGGCCCAAGUCAAGGAAAGCAGAGUCAUGCACUAUCAAGUGUGUCACCACUUGUAUCCGGGGCGGUGAAGGCUCCCCUGGAGAAGGCCCUCUCAAUGUUAGAAGGCCUAUAGUGGUUUUCAAGCAAGGAUUCCGAAGCCGUAAUUACUGUUUGGUGGAGUGCUCCGAUAUUUGUAAUUUGAUCGGAGAUGCAGAUGAUGGACCUUAAUUUGUAAAUUCCUUUCUCUCAAUUUGAAAUACACUCGAGUCUUCUUCUUUUUCUUUCAAUAUACAGAGGUAGAACUAGAAGCUUAUGUUCAUGUUUCAUAUUUAUGUUCAUUCAAGCUCUCUAUCUCAAUUUCAACAAAAGAUGUUUAGGUUAAUCUAGAUGUAUCAUCUUCCUUACUAUUUAGGAAGAUUUCUUGAGUUUGAAUGACAUAAUAGCAGUUUUUCUUGAA